UAUUGCAUGGGGGAACAACAGCACAAAUAACAACAGAAAGAACAACCGAAGGAACAAUAGAGACAACGACAGAAACGAGUACAGCAGCAACGGUAGCGGAAACAACCGAAGCAACAACAGAAGCAACAACAAAGGCAACUACAGAUGGGACAACAGAGGGUCCUACUCAAGCGCAAAUAUUAUCAACAUCAAAAACAGAAAAAUAUGGGCCGUUUACUGUAAGUCCUUUACAUUAUCCAGAUCUGUAUGUAAAUGUACACAUAAACAAUGGCCAGUCGUCUGGUUCUCUCGUGUUACAGAACACAACACAAUCUGUCAUUUACUUUUAUUCCCCUCCAAUUGGAUUAAACGAGACAGAAUGCAGACAAAUCACAUUGGAGAU
Molecule: messenger RNA, 382 nt
Organism: Owenia fusiformis
Lineage: Eukaryota; Metazoa; Annelida; Polychaeta; Sabellida; Oweniidae
Source: the annotation of a GenBank genome assembly